AUGCCAGUAGGGGCAGCUAAGAUAGUGGGGGUAGUUAGGGUGAAGGAGAUUGCUGGUGGUGGAGUUGUAGUAUGUGCUAUGGGGAAGUAUUGUGCUCUGACAUUAGGGGAGUUUGUGUUUGGAGGAUUGGCCCUGCCGCUCCUCAGGCAUUUGGGGGUUCGAACCAAACAUUCCCUCAAGAGGAGACUAAGAAUUCGGACAUUGCAAUUUGGAACCGCUCAUAAUGUUAAUGAACUUUAUGAUAGUGUUGAUCCUGAAGUGGUUCUUUCAAUACUUGUUCACAAGGUCAUAUUAGCGUCAUUGGAGGAAGGAGUUCGGGAGGGCAGGAUGUUAUUACAUGAUUGGCUUGUAAUCCUUACGGCUCAGUAUAAUGAUGCUUGUAAGCUUGUUCAGUAUGGGCAUGGAAGUUCAACGACUUCUCAUAUUGAUGUCGCAUUCUCACAAUGCCCACAACUGCAGCCUUUACCUCGAUUAGUCUUUGCUUUGCUCCGAAAUCCUCUUCUCCGCUUUCAUGAAGAAGGUGUUCAUCCUGACUACCGAAUAUACCUUCAGUGCCUAUUCAGUGCUCUAGAGCCAAGUUCUCUUCACCGGGCUAUAUAUCCGCUAUUAACAUCAUUUGCCACUCCUGAUAAACAAGCGUUCCCUCGUCAUUCUUUGAGUCGUGCUGCACUGAUAACUAGUGGCAGUCCAAUAUUUUUCCUUGAUGCAUUCACGGCUCUUAUUGUAUUUUAUUCUUCUACAGUUGACCCUACCCUUCCUUUCCCUCCACCCCAUGACUGCUUAUUGAGGACAACCAUAAACAAACUCAAGCAAGAGCGAAGCAUCACUCCAAAACUCAUAUUUAUCAGGGGAGGGCAAGAUGAUGCCACAGCAUUUGAGAACUAUCUGAUUGAAGAACAGGAUGUUGAUGGAAGUGGCUUCACAAGCGUCAUGGGUUUCGUUUCAUUCCUUGAGGAGAUCAAUCAGAGUGUUUUGGAAUACAUGAAAUAGAGACGGAUACCACAUCCCAUCAUUUAUUGAAGUUAGAGAAUAGGUUCAACUUACACAUUCACGAGGGGUUACUUAAAUUGGUCAAGCAUAGAAAUGAACUACUUAGCCGUGUGCCAUUGAAACGGACUUUUCAGUAGGGGUUAAAAGUUGUUUAUACCUCAAUUUUCCAGGUGGAAGCUCUCCUGGUGCCAAUGAUAUAGCUGAGAUUGUCAAGUGCAAGACAGACACAUUUGGCUUUGUUGUAAAACAACUUGUAGGGUUUCGACAUUCAUACAAGUGAGAGUAGAUUGUGCUUAGGAGAGACAUACUAGUGAUUAUACUUGUUUUCACUUUUUCCAUUUGAUCAGAGUAAUAGAUAUUUUUUUAUUGCCAAUUUUGUUGUUGAAGAACUCCUUUUGCCUUGUAAAACUCCACAUUUUUCCAGCAUUGGAAUCAACAUUGUUGUGGC
Messenger RNA from Ilex paraguariensis (yerba mate), 1438 nucleotides. NCBI's taxonomy places the organism in Eukaryota, Viridiplantae, Streptophyta, Magnoliopsida, Aquifoliales, Aquifoliaceae. The record is from the annotation of a GenBank genome assembly.